This is a messenger RNA of Leptosia nina, 1668 nucleotides long. The record is from the annotation of a GenBank genome assembly. NCBI's taxonomy places the organism in Eukaryota, Metazoa, Arthropoda, Insecta, Lepidoptera, Pieridae.
AUGUCGAAGACACUCAACGCGUAUAGGAUAAAGAAGAUCGAAUCCCUCGGCAGAAUGACGGCUAUGACGCAGGAGGAGAUGGUGGCCGGCGCGAGGACGGUCGCCGCCGGCCUCGAGGCGCUUAGAGCUGAACAAACGCAGCUGUUAGCUGGUCUCGCAGCCAACACGGAUCACGAGCACGAGAAGGCGGCGCUCGUGAGGAAGAGCAUCGAGUCUAUUGAACUCGGCUUGGGGGAGGCUCAGGUGAUGGUGGCCCUCGCGUCUCACCUGCAAUCGGUGGAGGCCGAGAAACAGAAGUUGCGAACCCAAGUACGCCGCCUGUGCCAGGAGAACGCGUGGCUUCGUGACGAACUUGCAGCAGCGCAGCAGCGCUUGCAGGCGUCCGAGCAACGGGUCUCGCAGCUGGAGGAGGAGAACAAACACCUGGAAUUUAUGGCGUCUAUCCGUAAAUACGACAGCGAUGUGACAGAAGAGAACGACACAAAUCGCAGCGGACAGACAGACAACAAGCGCGACGACCCGAUGGUCGAUCUGUUCCCCGACGAUGACCACGAAGACAAUAGGAAUAAUAAGUCGAUGUCACCAACACCACCAUCACAGUUCGCGCAGCAAGUGAACGCGGGCUACGAGAUCCCGGCUCGUCUGCGAACCCUCCACAACCUGGUGAUCCAGUACGCCUCCCAGGGCAGGUACGAGGUGGCCGUCCCGCUAUGCAAGCAGGCGCUCGAAGACUUGGAGAAGACGUCGGGCCACGACCACCCGGAUGUCGCUACUAUGCUUAAUAUAUUGGCACUGGUAUACCGAGACCAGAACAAAUAUAAGGAGGCUGCUAACCUCUUGAACGACGCGCUGUCCAUCCGAGAGAAAACUCUCGGCGAGAAUCACCCCGCUGUGGCUGCUACUCUUAACAACCUUGCUGUGCUCUAUGGAAAACGAGGCAAGUACCGUGAAGCCGAACCGCUGUGUAAACGAGCGUUGUGCAUCCGUGAAGCGGUUUUGGGACGCGACCAUCCCGACGUGGCGAAGCAGCUCAACAACUUGGCUCUUCUCUGUCAGAAUCAGAAUAAAUACGAAGAAGUAGAGCAAUAUUAUCAACGUGCGCUGGAGAUCUACGAGAGCAAACUCGGGCCGGAUGACCCUAACGUUGCUAAGACAAAGAACAACCUUGCCUCUUGCUAUCUCAAACAGGGCAAAUACAAGGAAGCGGAGACUCUAUACAAACAAGUGUUGACUCGUGCGCACGAAAGGGAAUUCGGAACUAUUGAUGGCGACAACAAACCGAUUUGGCAAGUGGCCGAGGAACGCGAAGAGAACAAGCACCUGCAGAAGGAGAACGCCCCUUACGGAGAGUAUGGUGGAUGGCAUAAAGCAGCUAAGGUCGACUCCCCGACAGUGACGACCACGCUUAAGAACUUGGGCGCACUUUACCGACGCCAAGGCAAAUACGAGGCGGCCGAAACCCUCGAGGACUGCGCCCUUCGCAGCCGAAAGGAGGCAUUGGACAUGAUAAAGCAGACGAAGGGCCGCAGCGCGCGCGCACGAGACUCGCUCGAUCAACAAGAGGAAGAGAUCACGGGCACGAACCAAACGAGCGAGCCACGCAUGAACCUAAAAUCGAAACUUUUCAAUGCGCUAGGUAUCAACACGGGGAAUGCGCCACACCAGUAG